GAGAGAGAGAGAGAGACUGGUAUUGAUAAGCCUGCGGAAAUCUGAAGUGGUUUAGCCAGCUACAGCAACACAGUCGCAAAACGGGACACGCGACCUAUCUAUCAUGAACGUGUCAAAGACCAUCCCCUUAUCUUCUCAACCUCAUCUUCUUAUUCUCCCCAUCUCUCUCUCCCUCUCUCUCUCUCCAUCGUUGAUCUUUAUUGAAAAGGCUAGUUAGAAGAGCCAUGGCUGCCUAGCUUUACGGCUAUCCUUUGCCUGGAUGAGAAAGCAAUCGACGUCCUGACCUUUGGAAGGAUAAGAAGAAGAAGAAGGAGAAGGAGAAACAGAGUAAAGAGUUUGUAGAGGAGAACACAGAGAUGUCCCUUCUGUUCACAAGCGUGGAGGUACUCAACGGCCCAACGGUGGGCAUAAAGGAGCAACAAGUCAGUCUGCCAGUCUUCAACCAUGGAGAAUACAAAGAAACCAGCUUGGAAAUUGAGCAGGAAAGAGAAACAGAGGAUUUUGUCUUGUUGGGGAUGAAAAGUUUGAAUACUUAUUCCUUUGUUACAAAGAAGGAAGAGGAGGAAAAGCAGGAGGCGGAGGAUUCAUCAGAGAGCUCAUCUAUUGGCGUUCAGUCAUCUUCUUCAGAGGAGGAAGAGGAUGAUGACGAAAGGGGAAAUGAAGUCCAGAGCAAGCUGAAAGAAGAAGGGGCCUUAGCUUCUCUGGACUCUUUGGAAGAUUCCCUUCCAAUAAAGAGAGGAUUGUCGAAUUUCUUCACAGGAAAGUCUAAAUCAUUCGCCAGCCUCUCCGAAGCUUCGUCUGGUAGUGCCAGGGAACUCAAGAAGCAAGAGAACCCCUUCAACAAGAGGAAAAGAAUCCUUAUGGCCAACAAGAUCUCUCGAAGCCGGAGAGCUUCCUACAGUUCACUCAUCACAUCCUUACCCUCACUCCUCUCCCCUGGUCAUGUUGUUAAAGAAGGAGAGGAGGACGACGACGAAAGGGGAGAAGAAGAAAUCUCCUCUUUUGCCCCUCUCCCCAAACCUCUCAGCCAUGGUGGUGCGAGAGGAUUAAGCAAGACCUUCAAGUCACCUAGAUCAUUCUCCUUUUCUGAUCUUCAACAUGUUUAGCUUCUUUAUUAUGAAAUUCCAAUAUAUCAAAUCUUUGAUCUCCGCUUGCA
This is a messenger RNA of Dendrobium catenatum, 1156 nucleotides long. RefSeq names its product protein gar2. Lineage: Eukaryota; Viridiplantae; Streptophyta; Magnoliopsida; Asparagales; Orchidaceae. The coding region runs from base 357 to 1106 and encodes 249 amino acids. The record is from RefSeq and is a predicted model, not a curated record. The transcript is spliced from 2 exons.